AUGGGCACGAAUUCGGUGGAAGCGGGGGAAGAGGAGAUGGAAGGGAUCCAAGAUGGCGAGCACAUGAGCAUGACCAGGAUGUCGGAUCAGUCUCCAGCGCUGCCCGGCGACUUCUCCUUCUCCUCUCCGGCAGGAUGCUCAGCUGUCGACAGGAGUCUCAACGACCCCGAUGGCGGCGCCUCGGUGCUCCGCAGAUCUCUGGACGUGGCGGAGAGAGAGAUGUCGGAGCUGAGGAAGAAGCUGAAGCGAUCGCAGGAGCGAUGCGAGGCCCUGGAGAGGGAGAGGGAGGAGAGGUACGUGAAGAUGAAGGCAGAGAUCUACGAGAACAGCAUGAGCCUUAUGCGGGAGGUGCAGAAAGGGCACAACGACUCUCAGGAGAUCUCGGCGAGGAGGAUCGCGUUCCUCGAGAGGGAGCUCGACGCUGCCAGGAGCGACUGCUCCAACAUGGAGAUGCUGUCGAGGGAGCUGGAGACGAAGAAGAACGAGUGCAACGAGCUGCAGGAGGCGCUGGAGGAGCUCGAGAACGAGAAGCGGGUGGAGAUAGCUGCGGCGGUCGAGCAAGCGUGCGCUGAUCUCAGAAGGAGUUUGCAAGUUGCUGAUGAGUCUCAUGGGAGCCACGAACAAGCUGAUAAGCAAGACACCAAAGUAGACGGAAGCCUUGAGGAGAAUAUGGCAGACUACCAUCUCAAUCAAACCACUCAAGGCAACAAGUACACGGAUGAAGAGUUUGAGGCGAUGAAUGCUCAGCUCGAGCGUGUGAGCGAGGACAAGGAGUCAUUACAGCACAGGCUGUGCGAUGCAGAGGAGAAGAACAAAAGGCUCGAGCGAGAGCUGCACAGGAUGUCAGACAUCCAACGGCAGAUGGAGGUGAAGUUCGCGCAAGUGCAGAUGGAGUAUCAGAUCUUCAUGGAGAUGGAGGCGAGGAACCGUCAGUGGGAGGAAGACUCUAGCUCCUUGUACUCGAGGGACAAGAGCAAGAAGAAGAACAGGGGCAGCAGGGAAGAAGGUCUGCAAAGGCAGCGAGCUGAACAAGAUUCUGAGAUGGGCAAGAGCAUCCUGUUGCUCCAGAACGACGUGGAGAACCUCCGCUAUCAACUCGAGUCCCGGGACGCGGAGCUCAGGGCCGUGAAGCUGCAGUACACGAACACGUCCAGCAACCAGGCUGAUGAGUUGACAUCUGCCAAGAAGGAGUUGGAGCAGAUGAGGGAGAAGUUGAUGUUGGUGGAGAACUCCAAGACGCUGUCGCCGUCGGCGGCAGCAACAGAUAUGUCGCUGUACAGGAAGCUGCGAUCCCUUGAGGAUGAGACGAGGCAGUUGGAGGAUGAGAAGGGCUACCUGCGGGAGCAGCUGGAGGAGGAGAGGAGAAUGAGGACGAAGACGAGAGGAGAGCUCGACGAUCAGAUCACCUUCUACCAGAAUCUCAUCAAGAACUUCAUCAUCCUGGCGGUCAACAUUAGAAAGGGCUUCUACAACUGGAGCGACUCGUCUCCACUGGUGGUCAAUGGCUUUUUGAAUCUUGUUAUCUCCUCUCCUCUUCGCGGGAGGAUAUGCGUUGAGCUUUACGGAAGACGCAAACUGCACGUUGAGACGAGUAGCGAUCAGACUUUCUUCAGCGGGUUUCAGUAUGGUAUGUGCUUGGGCGACAGCGCGCAGGUGUCAGUGAUGGAAGGGAGCGAGAUCAAGUGCGAGCACGCGAUCGUGCUGGGGAACGUGUCCUCAGACGCGAAGCUGGUGCUGAGCAAGGGAAUCACUUUGCAAGAGGAACUGUGCAGCCCAAGAGAUCUGAGCCGGCUCAAGGAGUUGAUUAGCGCAAACUUGAUGGCGGAGGAGGGAGCAUGGAUAUUCGAGGAGGAGGGAGAGCGCAACUUGAUUUCUUCCAUGGCUCCUGUUGGACCCUUCUCUCCCAUCCUCAGAGAGGUAGAGGGCCUUCGUCACGGGGACUUGGUGGCAUGCGGCAAGGACAGCCCAGGGGAUGGCAGGGCAGGGCAGGGCAGGGCAGGGCAGGGCAGGGCAGGGCAAGUGAUGGGUCGAGACGGGACGGGACGGUGA
Molecule: messenger RNA, 2049 nt
Organism: Guillardia theta CCMP2712
Lineage: Eukaryota; Cryptophyceae; Pyrenomonadales; Geminigeraceae
Exons: 22
Coding region: 1-2049 (682 amino acids)
Source: RefSeq, a predicted model, not a curated record